UUGGUUCAGUUUUCGGCGCCGAGCUACAAAGAAAAACAUGUCUUACCCGCCGAUGAAUGAUGCCGUCCUAGCAGGAGUCCCGCGUCUGUUGGAUGAUUUACAGAAGCUGUUGGAAACGCACGAUCACGCAGACAUCCUCUUUCUAGUGGGCCGGGAGGAAACGGCGUUCUACGCUCAUCGCCUGUUGCUCAACGCUCGGUGUAAGACUGCCACUUUUCUCAAGAGGGCUGUGCUGCCGGGAUCUUCUACGCAAACCAUUAGAUUGCCCAAUCACAAGCCAGACAACUUUAAAUUGGCUCUCGUCUAUCUCUACACUGGCAAAGUUCUCCUGGAUGACCAAAAUGUCUUUGAGAUGUGGACAUUGUGUCAGGAUUUGAACCUGGAAGAACUCAGGCUGUUUUGUGAGGAUCACAUCACCAGAAGCCUAAAUGUGGACAAUGCCUGCGCUUUGCUGGCUUCAGCUUUGGCCAAAGAGGAUCAGCUAAUCCAGAGGAACAACACUUCCAGCCCAAGUUUCGUGGAGCGUUGUGUCCAUUUUAUUGGUGACAAUGCUAUCGAGUGCUUUCAAACUACUGCCUUCUUGAGGUUAUCGAAAGAUGCCCUCAUUUGCUUGGUUUCUUCUGACCAUUUAGCUUUGGAGGAGGUUGAAAUUUGGCGAGCAGUGCUGAACUGGGCAAGGCAUCAGGCCAAUGUUUCUCAGUCGAAUACUCAAUUGUGGAAUGAGGACGAACGUCAGCGCGUUUGUCAGUCUUUGGGAGGUGUCAUCAAUCAUGUCAGGCUUCUGUUGAUCGACAGCCAAGUCUUUGCCGAGGAAGUCGAACCGACAGGAGCCGUCCCAAUGGAAGUCUCCCUCGAACGAUACAGACUAGCGGCUUUGCCAGCGAAAUUCCGCGAACAGCAACAGCAGCUGCCUCAACAACCCGUCAACCAUGAAGAUAAACGACUUCAACCGCGCGUGCCCACCAAAGCCUUUGCUAAUUCGCAGAUUCUCAACCGAGAUCGCGUUUCUUUGCAAAACGUGCUGAAUCAAUGGUACUCGAACUCGCAUUCAACCCUCUCGAGUGUCACCUGGAAACUUGUCUUUCGUGCGUCGCAGUACGACUUUUCCGCUUCCGAAUUCCAUCGCAUCUGCGACGGCUUGGCACCUCUCUACGUCAUCAUUCUCGGACCCAAGGGCGAGGUCUGUGGUGGAUUCACCGAUGUUCCCUGGACUCUUCCACCGGCCAGUCAACCCGUUGUGAGCAACAAAGGACGUUACAUCGCAUCGGAUAGAGCCUUCCUCUUUACUCUAGUGGAUGGGCAUGGUCACGUGUCUCCGCAGCGAUUCGACAUCACGAAAAAGACAUUCGGCAUUUGUUACCACCUCGAAUGCGGGCCCAUUUUUGGAGCAGGUGCUGACCUCUAUGUCUCGGAUCAAUGUCAUGUCAACAUGGAUUCGUACUCGAAUUUGCCACAUUCCUAUGACGGUGAAGACGCUUCCCCCGACUCGCUCAUGGGCGAUUAUAACUUUUCCAUUCUUGAAUACGAAGUCUACACUCCUGCGUUGAAAUGAAUAAGGCCCUGCUAAAUACUCAUUCUUACGUAUACGCUUCAUUGCAAUUCCGUCCAAAACAAUGAUAUUAUUUUUGUUUCUGAAUGCAGCUGUUAUAUUAUCACGUUUUUUGGCUAUUUUUUUUUUUCUUGUUCCUUUAGGAAACAAUAUACUUUACCGUUUUUUUUU
Daphnia carinata is the source of this 1720-nucleotide messenger RNA. RefSeq lists its product as uncharacterized. The transcript has 4 exons. Lineage: Eukaryota; Metazoa; Arthropoda; Branchiopoda; Diplostraca; Daphniidae. The record is from RefSeq and is a predicted model, not a curated record. The coding region runs from base 38 to 1552 and encodes 504 amino acids. Gene Ontology annotation, molecular function: protein binding.